This is a messenger RNA of Tremella mesenterica DSM 1558, 882 nucleotides long. RefSeq lists its product as uncharacterized. The record is from RefSeq and is a predicted model, not a curated record. Lineage: Eukaryota; Fungi; Basidiomycota; Tremellomycetes; Tremellales; Tremellaceae. The transcript is spliced from 5 exons. Bases 1 to 882 code for a protein of 293 amino acids. Gene Ontology annotation, molecular function: S-adenosylmethionine-dependent methyltransferase activity.
AUGUCUAAAGGGACCAAAGUGCAUGAUGUAGCCGCCAGUGGGUUCAGUGAGGGGACCAAUGAUUUGUACGACAAAUCACGUCCUUCAUACCCUUCUUCAGCCCUUUGGACAGUAUCAUCAGCUUUCCCUCCUCGUUCAAACCUCACAAUCCUCGAACCAGGAUCAGGAACUGGUAUUUUCUCACGUAUACUUAUCUCACCACCUACAUCUGAUUAUCCUAAAAUACCUAUCAAAAGAUUGAUCGGUGUUGAACCUUCUGAAGGUAUGAGAAACGCUUGGUUUAGAGGAUUAGAACGUAUUCCUAAAACUUUGUUAGAAGGUAAAGAAGUUAAAUGUGUACAAGGUAGUUUUGAUGAUUUUUCAAAAACCGGUGUGGAAAAAGGAGAAGUGGAUGGGAUCGUUAUUGCUCAAGCUUGGCAUUGGUGUCCAGAUCAUGAAAAAGCUUUGACGGAAAUCUUAGAUUACCUAAAACCAGAUGGAGUACUCGUAUUCGUAUGGAAUAUAGAAUCCAACGAAUUAGGUUGGUUCCGUUCUCUAAGAGAAUUAUACGAACCACUCGAUUUAGGUUCUCCUCAAUAUUAUCGUGGUUUAUGGAGACAAACUUUUGAGGCGAAAACGUAUAAGAAUGGUUUUCAACCUCCUGAAAUGGGAACUAGUGAAUGGGAAAUGGUGAUGGAUGAAGAUAUGUUGGUACAGAGAUUAUUUAGUAAAUCUUAUCUCACUGAAAAACACUUGAACGGUCAACGUAGGAUUGAUUUCGAAAAAGAAUUGAGACGUUUGAUCAGGGAAGGGGAUAAGCAAUGGGUAGAUAAAGAAAAAGGUACUUUCAUCUAUCGCUACAACACCGACACGGUGGUCAUGCGACGUAAACAAACCGCAUGA